AUGAACAAAAGUUUCCAGAAAAUCGAGGAGCUGAUGACGUUGAACUCAUUUUUGAAGAAAUCUUCUGCCGCCGAGGAACAAAAAGAAGAAGAGAAGCCGACACCACAACAAGAAGCGAUCGCAUUACGCGGUCUGGAAAUCAUCCAACGGAAUCACCUACUGGAGGACACAAUCCACAAUGCGGAACGGACGAUGCUUUGCGAUUUUUUUGAAGCCGCUGAACUGAAACCGACUCAUACGAUUGUCACGAUCAUCGAUAAGGCGCUAUCUUACGCUAUUGAUGUGAUACUGAUGCGGCCGGAUAUGUUCGACGACUUUGUCGAUAAUGAACUAAGGCUAUUUCUUCUCGAUACCACUAAGGCAAAGCAUAUUCUUCUCGACGUCAUGUUGCUUCAUCCCGAGUUCGUACCUCGUGCAUGGGGAGGAGAUGUUUUGAUGAAACGCAAACAGCAAGCCAUAAUUGAUGGUGAAUUGAAUCGUACGGUCAACGUUACUGAAGAUAAAACGAUCAGAGAUGAUGACGUCAUUGAAGUAGUACCUCACAAAGUAAGAACACCUACGGCACAAUCAUCUCCACACAAACUAUACAAGUCUCCCACUGGGAAGGUGGAAAAACGCGAAAAGAAGUCGUCCUCUGAAGGGACUGUGGGGAAGAAAGAUGACGGGAAAACUGUGGCGAAAGCAGGGCAAACAGCUGUUCCUAUCAGAAAAAUCGAGUCGAAGGACGAGAAGAAAGCAACUGAAUCGCCUGCACAGAAGAAACUAACACCAGCUCCACCGUCACCAGCUGCCGUGCAGAAGAAAUCGCCCGCCCAAAACGGCAGCCAGAGUGGAGGUAAGCCCACUACUCCACUAGCGAAACCCGCUGAGAAGGUGGUGAACGGGAGAAAGACUCCGAGUCCAGCGGCGGUUAAGCCACCCGCCAGAAAUCAAUAUUGA
Molecule: messenger RNA, 939 nt
Organism: Cooperia oncophora
Lineage: Eukaryota; Metazoa; Nematoda; Chromadorea; Rhabditida; Trichostrongylidae
Source: the annotation of a GenBank genome assembly